GCGUGCUUUGGGUUCAGGCAAACAGAUCCUUGGAUUAGAGCUAAUAUGCAUACAGGCAACCUCUUAAAAAUACUACUGGCCACGGCCACAAUUUACAGCUGCCUAUCGCCAGUUGUGUGCAUCUAUGAGGAUAAGAUUCUUAAGUUUCUCGAGGAGUUUCGUAUGCGUAUGUGCCAUCCAAUACCAAACUUAGGCUUACCCGCAUUGGAUCCAUUCGAGCUAGGUCCUGAAAAUGUAGCUGUGGACAACAAAUACCUUAUCGAUUUUACCGGAUCAAUAGACGACUUUCACUUGAAGGGACUUUCCGAUUUCGUUGUAGACACGCUGAAAAUAAAUAUAGUUCCUGGUUUACAACGUAGUACUGUGAAGGUCACCCUUCCAUACACCUAUUUGAAAUCCUUAUACACUGCCAAGGGCUCCCUGGCUUAUAUUGUGAAUAUGGCCGGUGAGGGCAAUGCGGAAGCAUCAGUUACGGAUUUUUCGCUUCUCAUCUCAUGGAGGAUAAAAGCAUCGAUUAAUAUAGCAAUUACAGGAUUGCAAAUCGAACUGCAUUUGGGUGAUUUGAAAAUGGAUUUGGAGAAUUUGAUGGAGGAGGAGCGGAUUAAUGAUUUUAUACAUGCGCUGAUUAAUGAAAUGGGUGUAGAAUUACUUGGUGAUAUUUGGGACUUUGGACACGAUUCAGUUGUCGAGAAGGUCGAAGAUAUUAUCAAUAGCAAAAUAUCGGAUAUUAUUAAUGCAAUUACUGGAGGUGGUGGCGAGGGUGGUGAGGGACCUGAAAGCCCGCCCAUUUUUGAGGGUGUGGAACCAGAUUGUAAACUCGAAACUCGUACAUAAGUGACAUAUAUGAUAAUAUAUAAAUAAAUCCAAAAAAAUAUAUAUUCAAAAGUAUCUGGUAUCAACGGCUAUUAAUGCCCAGCCUGACGCAAUCAGAUUUGUGUAUCGUUUUAAUAAGUGGCACUGUAAGCGUAUUUAUAUAACAAAUAUAUACACAGCUAACUGC
Drosophila grimshawi is the source of this 1000-nucleotide messenger RNA. RefSeq lists its product as uncharacterized. The record is from RefSeq and is a predicted model, not a curated record. The coding region runs from base 46 to 834 and encodes 262 amino acids. Lineage: Eukaryota; Metazoa; Arthropoda; Insecta; Diptera; Drosophilidae. The transcript is spliced from 4 exons.